Molecule: messenger RNA, 932 nt
Organism: Hordeum vulgare subsp. vulgare (domesticated barley)
Lineage: Eukaryota; Viridiplantae; Streptophyta; Magnoliopsida; Poales; Poaceae
Exons: 1
Coding region: 1-510 (169 amino acids)
Source: RefSeq, a predicted model, not a curated record
AUGGUGAUGGGCAAGAAGCCGGGCAAGGCUGACGGCGCGGCGUGCCGGCGGCACUGGCGGCAGGGGGCUGCGGGGGUGUGCCCGCUCUGCCUGCGGGAGCGCCUGUCCCGCCUCUCGCCCUCGGCGACGCUGCCGACCGUCGUCGCGCGCGGGGAGGCGGCUUCUCAUUCCUCCUCCUGCUGCUCGGACUCGGACUCGGACUCGGAGGCGUCGUCCACCGGCGCGUCGUCGGGGUCCGCGAGCCCCGGGUUCCACCGGGAGAUCAAGCACGCCGCGAGGCCGUCGCUGCUGAUGCGGCGCGAGCGGGUGGUGGCCGUGGACGGCGACGAGGUGGUGCUGGUGAUGAGAAGGAGGAGGGAGAGGCCGGCGACCAGCUUCUGGGCGAAGCUGCUGCGCGCGGCGACGGGGGGAAAGAAGGCCGGCGACGGAUGCUCGCUGGCGCACUCCAGGACGAUCGAGGCCGCCGCCGAUGGGAGCAGCGCCGCUGCCACGAAGUGGGUCGUAUUCUAGCUAGUUCUGUCUUUCUGUCUGCGACCAUUUUUCCGGUUCAAUCCGUUGUCAUCAGAGAUCAAGGGUUAGAGGGUGUUUGGAUCAUUAAAGACUAGAGACUAGUAGUAGUCAUCUUUAGUCAGUAAACUUUCAAACACCCCUGACUAAUGGGUGACUAAAACUAGUUUAGUCCCUAGUCACCCCACCCCCAAUUUUUACUGACUAAAGUCUCUUCUCUAAUUAAUUGGCGGACCCAAGAGAGAAUAAUUUAAUACUGAGACAUUUAAUGCUGACUAGUAGUAGUCACCUUUCAAACAGGGCCUGACUACAAACUUCUAGUCUGACUACUACUAGUCACAUGACUAGAGAGUAUCCAAACACCCUCUUAAUUAGAUCCAUGGUCUGUACAUAUUUCAAGGAAAUAACAUGACUUCAUUGACGCG